UUUUCUCACUUUUUUGUCCUUAAUAUUUCUUUCUCAUUGAUGAUCAUGUCAUGUCAGCAAAAAAGACUCCUUGUGAUGAAUGCCGUGAACGAAAACGACGCUGUAGCUAUGAAUCUCCUUGUCAAAGAUGCAUCAAGUUUGACGUUCCAUGUGUUUAUACUAUCAAAAACUCACCAGCAGACGAAGAAUAUUUACGACAAAUCAAACUACUCGAACAAGUAGAUCAACUUCAUGGCCAACUUGAUUCUAUGCAACAGGAAAUGAGUACUCUUUAUGUUACCAAUGUGUCUUCACCUAUGACAGAAGAAGUAUCAAGUCCAUCUUCAACUCUAUCUCAAUCUCAAUCUACCUCGACAACUUUGUCUACUUUUUCUGAUUUAACCUCAUCUCCUUCUCUCUCUCAUUCCGAAGAAGAUUUACGGAUUGUUAAACGACAACGGACUCAAUGUGGUCUAGAGGCAACUUUAUUUGAAAACACACAAUUAAAUCAAAUAGGAGCAACGAAAAAUUGGACAUUAUCUGUUAGUAAAGGCAAUAUUAUUAUUCGAACCGAUAUCAAAACACAUUCUCAAUUAUUGGAUUAUCUAUCAAAAAGUAUUACGACUAUAGAAAUGAACGACGUUAUUCCUUAUUCUAUCAAUGAUCUCAACAAAAAGGAUGGUAUAUUAUCAAGUGUACUUCAAGUCUUUGUUUGGAAACGUUAUGGGAAAUCUCGAUACAAAAAUAUCACUCGUGGAUUAUCUCGAACUCUGACCAACCACGAUAUCACUAAUAUGAAUUAUUCUGUCAUCUACAAUGAUUCAAUUGAAACCAUUACAUUGAAGCUUCUCCAGUCUUAUCUAUGUUGUCAACAUUUGAAUCAUCUCUCUAUCCAUGUACCUACAUUUCUCAAACUUCUUGUUCGACCUGAUAUCAUGAAGUCACCUGCUGUCCUUGCCCUAUGUGCUUUGAUUUGUACUUCUUCUUGUCGUCAUGUUGCAGCUGUUCUUCCUAUACAUCAAGAAGUGGAAUCCUAUAGUCGGUAUUACUUUGAACAAGCUCGGGAACUAGCCUCGGAUAUCUUUGAUCACGCUGAUUUGGAAACGUUUGCAACAUAUGUGUUUUUAGCCUCUUACAAAUUACAAAUUAACCAAAUGGAAGAUAGUCAACGAUAUGGCGAUAUGGCUGAAAGGAUAUCCAUCAUUCUAGAGGACGAACUUGGAGAAUCGGGACACAAUCAACAACAAAUGAAUUUUGAUCCCAUGACGACAGACAAACAUCACACAUUAUCAUCAAUACCGGCAUCAUCAGUAACAUCAGCAUCGUCGACAUCAACAGCAUCAACAUCAACAAGUACUACUGAUAUGACUGAUAUGGUUCAUGGGAAAAAAAUACUGUAUCGACGGCUACAGCAUGGAUUGUUUGAAAUAUUAUCAGUGAUCUAUAUAUCGAAACAUAGACACAACGCUAAGAAACGUGAUCAUCAUCCUCCAGUAGAUCGACGGGUGGUGAAUUUAUUCCAUGGCAUUAGUGAACUAUUGGAACCUGCGGCAGACGAUUCGGAACAAGAAAAACGACACAUUCAACUAAAAGCAUAUAUCGCCAAUCUCAACAACGAGUGUCAUCAUACAGCACAUCGAGCACCUGCUGAAGAUACUGCCAAUUAUGUGGGAAUUAUAAGUCAUAUGGUGGAAAUGGCAAUGCGACGUUGGUAUGCAGCACUUCCUGAAUCCUUCCGACUGGAUCUUCCUAUCUUUGAUGCAUUCUAUAGUAUGGAUAUGGAAAAUGGACAACCAAAAGAUCUCACUGCCACAAAUCGAUGGUUUCAAGCAGUGGAAAAUAUACCAGAUGUGAUUCCUUUACUUACAACACUAACAGUUUAUAAUGAAUGUUUGAUGAUGGCCAAGGCUCAUAUAUGCAAAACACCGGAUGAUAUUGAAAAAAGAGCAAGUUUAGCAACAUAUUGGAAAGAAAACAAAGGCUACAUUGAUCUGGAAUUUGUACGUGCUCAGUGGGGUGAUAAAUGGGUGAUGAGACUACAGAGAUUAGAGAAAUUGUUGGAAAUGAAGAAAGCAGCCAGAUAUUAUGAAAACAAGGCGAAUGGAAUCAGUGACGAUGAUGAUGAUGAUGAUGAUGAUAAACAACAUGACGAUACGAUAACUUCCAAAAAGAAAUACGAUGACAGCGUGAUUGGUGCUCUUUUGAAAUCUGGUUAUACUGAUUUUGACGAUCCUGCAGCUCAUACUGCGGUUACUGCAGGUUUGAAUGCCAUCCAACUACUCCAAUAUCUUCAGCUUCGUUAUCCAUGUCAAUAUGAUCAACGUGUGGCCUUGAAUGCAUGGGAUCUUCUUAUGCGGGCGGUUCAAUUCGAUUUUGGUAAUCAACGUUUGAAAUCAAUAAUCCAAGCAAGUCUUUUAAGGUGUCUGAAUAUGAUUCGUGAAGAAUUUAAAAGAACUCCUUUCCAAUCAAAUAUGUUAGAUUAUGUUUUUGUGAUGGAACGGCAAUACGAUGAACUCUUUUUGUAGAGUAGUUUUUAUUAUUAUUACUUGUACUACCCCUCCACCCCUUCUCUAAAUUAAUAAAUCUGUUUUAUAUUGUUUCUUUU
Messenger RNA from Halteromyces radiatus, 2584 nucleotides. RefSeq lists its product as uncharacterized. Gene Ontology annotation, biological process: regulation of DNA-templated transcription. The record is from RefSeq and is a predicted model, not a curated record. The coding region runs from base 51 to 2504 and encodes 817 amino acids. The transcript has 3 exons. Gene Ontology annotation, molecular function: zinc ion binding; DNA-binding transcription factor activity, RNA polymerase II-specific. Gene Ontology annotation, cellular component: nucleus. NCBI's taxonomy places the organism in Eukaryota, Fungi, Mucoromycota, Mucoromycetes, Mucorales, Cunninghamellaceae.